Messenger RNA from Mercenaria mercenaria, 651 nucleotides. RefSeq lists its product as uncharacterized. The transcript has 3 exons. Lineage: Eukaryota; Metazoa; Mollusca; Bivalvia; Venerida; Veneridae. The coding region runs from base 1 to 651 and encodes 216 amino acids. The record is from RefSeq and is a predicted model, not a curated record.
AUGGAGCAUCAAGAGAAACAUCCUAAAGGACUUGACGAAACAGACCAGAAGACAGGUAUCAAAACAGCUCAGUCCAAAUAUAUCUCAUCACGUUCUCGACCCAGCCGGCCCAUCUCCCUACACCUUCUCAACCCUGCCAGCCCCACUCCCUACACCUUCUCAACCCUGCCGACCCCACUCCCUACACCUUCUCAACCCUGCCAGCCCCACUCCCUACACCUUCUCAACCCUGCCGGCCCCACUCCCUACAUCUUCUCAACCCUGCCGGCCCCACUCCCUACACCUUCUCAACCCUGCCAGCCCCACUCCCUACACCUUCUCAACCCUGCCAGCCCCACUCCCUACACCUUCUCAACCCUGCCAGCCCCACUCUCUACACCUUCGCAACCCUGCCAGCCCCACUCCCUACACCUUCUCAGCCCUGCCAGCCCCACUCCCUAUACCUUCUCAAGCCUGCCAGCCCCACUCCCUACACCUUCUCAACCCCGCCAGCCCCACUCCCUACACCUCAACCCUGCCAGCCCCACUCCCUACACCUUCUCAGCCCUGCCAGCCCCACUCCCUACACCUUCUCAAGCCUGCCAGCCCCACUCCCUACACCUUCUCAACCCUGCCAGCCCCACUCCCUACACAUGCAUUCUGUGUUUCUGA